GUUCCAGACUCCUGUAAAGAUUCGCGUCCAAAAUAAUAUCUGAUACAAAUCCGAUACACAAUAUACAUUCAAUAAAGAUCUUUUUAAAAGGGUUAAGAAGUCGUAAAUUUUUAAAAUUGAGAAGUUAUUUUAGUUCACAACUAUGUCAGACAUAGAGAUGGAGAUGUCUCCAAAGAGUGAAACAGGAUCGGAUCAAUCAGAGGUUGAAAAUCCUCCUACACCUGGUAGCUAUGGAGAGCAAGAUGGCGAGCUGAUAUCUCAUGAUAAUAGUGAACAUGAGCAGAGUGAUCAGGAACAAACCAAUGAAGUAAAAGCAUCCAAUGAAGGUAGAAUUUAUAGUCAGUUCACAUACUAAAUUAUAGUAAUGGUAGAUCAUAUAGUCAAUAUGGAUUGACCCAAUAAUGUGCAAUCAAAUCAAACAUUUGAAAUAACCAACUGUCAUGCACUUUCAGUACUUAUAAACUUGGUUUCUCCUGGCUUAUAUGCCAAAGAUUUAUGCCAGCCAUUGUUUUUUAUGUUUGUAUGUAGGUCAGGUAAUAGGCUGGGGCAGUGUUUUGAAAAAGCCCACACUGAAAACUGAUAAAAACGGUUUCAUUGGUAUUAGCACAGAAUAAAGACACACAGAAGGUCGACUCACAAAACGUAACCGCUGCCAAAAACGUAACCGCUGCCACGGUUCGUCAUCAAAAUGAUGACGCCAUGGUCCUAGCUAGUAAGAGGCUUCACCCCUGGAUGUCCGCCAUUUUGAAUAUUAUCAGGGGGUUAAUGCCUCUCAUAAGUUAAGCGCACUGGCUAGGACCAUGGCGUAGACUUGGGCGGUUUUUAUUAAAAUAAAAAUCGGUAAACCGUCCGACUUAAAACCAGUUAAACUGUAAAACUGGUUUUUGAGACUUUUUCAUUUUCCAACGUAGGAUUUUUUGAAAUUCUAACUUAACCACUGUCUUGGUAUGAUUUCAUAAGACCUAAAGUCACUCUCAAAUCCUGAGGAAAUGCACGAUAAUGCUAUAAACGUGUGAACCAUUACGUGAUACGCAGGGUGGGAUAAUUCGCGUACCAACGUACCAGAGGUACGCCAAAAUUACGGUCUGGUACUUCUUUGUUUUUAGCCGAGUACCACAUAGGUACACGAGAAUUUGCUAUUCGCGUACUUACAUUUUCCUUCUAGCAAUAACUAGCAAACCUUCCAAGGUAUUCAAAACCGUCAAUAACUUUAGCUGUACAUGUCAAUUCCACACAUCCGACAUAUUUUGGGAUCGAACAAGGUUGUUAACUUUGUUAUCUGUGUUUUUGGCAUCUAUGUAGUAGGGAAGAGAUUAUUUCGCUGGCCUCAAAGUGACAAAACAUAACAAAGCAACGGUUUUACUAACACUAACUCUACUCCAAACACCAACUCUGACCCUAACCCUAAUCCUUACCCUAACCUAACCCAACUACAAAUUCGUUUAUAAACCAACCUUGAAGAAAAAAGUUUUGACGAAAUGUCAUUCUGAGGUCAGCGAUAUAGUUGAUACCACGUAGUAGACACUAUAUCUUAUAUUGACUAAAGUGGAGGAUUCACUAAUUCUCGAGGAUUUACUAAUUCUCAAAUUACGCUUGUUUACUGUUAGGCUGUUGGCACCCUCGGUAAAUCUAAUUGAUAAAUGAGCGAUGGCAUUCGAGUCGCAACAACGCUUUGAAAAUUGUUAUGUUAUGUCGUACAAAUACAUGUACCAUUAAUUAAAGAUUUAUUUCUACAAAAUUGUCCAUAGUUUUUGCUUUUAGGCCAGUAAACCAUUCAAUGUGAUUGAAACAUUUUUGACUUUUAUUUCCUGUUAUUAGCAAUCCAAUUAAAAUGUUUAUCAUGAACUAGCCAAAUGAAUAAAUGUGGAGCAUUUAGUUUUAUGUGUAAUAUAUUACGUACUAGUAAACAUAUUUAUUAAAUAUAUAAAAUUCAUUAAUUUUUACUCGUAAGUAGCAUCAGGUACACCUUGUCUCUUAAGUUUGUACCAGCUCAAGUACGCUGCAAAAAUUGUUGGAGUACCAGUCAGGUACGGCUAAAAAUAUUGAAUUAUCGCACCCUGGAUACGUAUUAGGUGACCAGCUGAUAUGCCUGCUUAUGUUUUUGAGAAGAUAAUACUUUGUCCACAUAGGCGAGGGUUCUAUACAACAUUUCUUACUAUUUACGCUUUUCAUGAACAAGAAAAGAUAACAAAAACCAAUUUUUCAGUUAUUGGAAAUGAAAACAGGUUUUAAAAAGAAAACCGAACAAAACCGAAAAACUGGUUAACCGCCCAAGCCUACCACAGUGUCAGCCUUUUGAUGACGAUUUAUGGUUACACCAAAAUCAUAGGAAAAACCAAGAAGUCGGGCUUCUCUAUAGUCUCUAUUCUGUGGUAUUAGAGAGCUUAAGUGAACUUGUGACGCGUUUGACAACACACACGCCAACCGGAAGCCAAUCAAGCCAUUAUAGAUGGCUUGAUUGGCUUCCGGUUGGCGUGUAUAAUGGCUUGAUUGGCUUCCGGUUGGCGUGUGUGUUGUCAAACGUGUCACAAAUUCACUUAAGCUUGCUAAUACCACAGAUUAGAGACUAUACAGAAGCCCGACUUCUUGGUUUUUCCUAUGAUUUUAGCCACAAUACUCGGUUAGCUUCUAGGUCAACACACUCUCUCCCUCUAGUCCGUACAAAUUAUGGAAUUUUCAAUAUUAGAUUGAUUGUAAUCAUAGGCGUACGACAUACCUGUAGAUUUUAUUUUUGUGGAGGUAGCCAAUCUUUAAAUGGAGCUAGACUAUGCCACAUUCUCGUACCCAGAGCCCGCCUUAUACACACGAUCAACAGGGCAUGACAAGGACGCGGUGUACGAGAAUGGGUUUGCCUCAACAGUCAACUGCAGAUCAAAAUUUAGCCUCUGAACGAGAACAAAAUGCCAAGUGUGUCAAUGCCAUGUUUAUGCGCAUAUUCUGGGUAUUUCAGUCUUAUUUAAUACAGCGGAAUAUAGAAGUGCAUUCUGAGAGUUCUUGCAGUUAUUCCAGUUAUUCCAGUUAGUCAGUAACUCCUGGUUUAGAUAACAAGCUCCAAAUGAUUUUUGGAGUUAGCAACACAGCAAGUAACUUCAACCUUACAUGUAUGCACCUAGCGGCUAUAGGCUGACUCGCCUCGCUAUACACAUACUUUUUGGAGUUAGGCAGUAACUCAAGGCUUAGAUACCUUGUUUUUUCAUGAUUUUUGGAGUUAAACGUAGCUCCAAAUGAUUAUUUUAGUUAGCCAGUAACUCCAGGCUUAGAUGCCUAGCUCCUAAAUUAUUUUUGCAGUUGUAUACUUAGCUCCAAAUGAUUUUUGGAGUUAGCCCUUUAGAGCUUGGAGGUAGCGUUGCUCCAUAACUUCCUACUUUCUACAGGCAUGCAGUACUUCUAUGAUUGGAAUCAAGAUUUGGAAUAGCAUUGAUGAGUCUUUAAAACAUCUUUCUCUUCCUAAUUUCAAAAAGAAAUUAAAAUUUCAAAUAAUUAAUGGCUACUAAAAUUGUUUGAUUCAAAGUUUGAUAUUUCUUUUGUUAUUUCUUUUCGCUUUUUGCAUGAGCCUUUUAUUCAUUCAUAUUCAUUUAUAUUGGUUUAGAAAAAUCGUAUGUAUGUGUGUUCUGUGCUUGUUAUUUAUAUUUAUUGAUAAUUUAUGUCCGUAUUCUAACUUCUCCAACUCUAUAAAAUUAUUAGUUUUCAUUAUAGAGGUCACCUGUCUCGAUUAGCCCAUAUGGUUAUUACAGGUGGCCUUCACUCACAGCUGAUAAUAAUAAGAAUAACUUUCUGUAUUUUUUUUAUGAGUGAAAAUAAAUUGGUUGUUGUUGUUGUUGUUGUUGUUGUUGUUGUUGUUGUUGUUGUUGUUGUUGUUGUUGUUGUUGUUGUUGUUGUUGUUGUUGUUGUUGUUGUUGUUGUUGUUGUUGUUGUUGUUGUUGUUGUUGUUGUUGUUGUUGUUGUUGUUGUUGUUGUUGUUGUUGUUGUUGUUGUUGUUGUUGUUGUUGUUGUUGUUGUUGUUGUUGUUGUUGUUGUUGUUGUUGUUGUUGUUGUUGUUGUUGUUGUUGUUGUUGUUGUUGUUGUUGUUGUUGUUGUUGUUGAUGAUGACAGCGACAUUUGUGAUUUCAAACAUGUCAGAACUGCUGACGCCAUCACUCACUUCUAAAAUGGCUGUUCAAUUUACUUCCUGUUGGUGUCUGUUGUCAAAAACGUAACUCUUAAGCUAUUUUUGCCAGACUGCUAAGUUUACUAUGUGCACAGAAGAUAUUCUGUGCACAUUUUUCUAGCAGAUGUGCACAUUUUUUGGCCAUCUCUGAGAGCUUGUGUGUGACAUAUAUUCUGUGUUCAGCUGAUUAACAAAGUUAACUGUCUGGUAUUUUUGCUUGUCCCAUGAUAAUGUCAAUUUGAAGCUGCAUUUCAUUCCAUUAUAAUUUUUUUAUGAAAAGUGAUAACUCUUGAUUUGCAUUUCAAUUGCCCAUAUUAGUAUUGCAUAAUCUGCGAUUGAAUGACAAUUAAUUAUUCAAGCUUUGGGUUUUAUUUUGUUUUCCAGUUUUUAAUCGUACCAAGUGCAUGAAACUCCAAAGUAUUUUUUCAAUGCUGAAAAUUGCUUUUCCUGUCCUACCAUUCUUUAAAUUAAGGGAUGGAUGCUUUCAUAAAGUAUGUAAAAUUAAUGCUGAUGCAGGGCCUUAGCUAGGAUUUUAGAUCUUGGGCGUGUUUGUAAAUGACCAGCGUGUGCACAUGUCAAUUACCUUGAAUAGCCAAAUUCACGGUUCUACAACAACGAACAAAAUGGACAAUGCCUGUGGUUGUUCUGUGCUUUGCAACCAAAUACAAGUCGAGCAUACAUACUCAUAUUGCGCACUGAUAUUGAAAUAUUAAUUUAUUUCAGAAACUCUUGGGGGUAUUUAAAACCAUUUUAACACCAUACGGUUCUCAUUAUCCAUCAAAACAUUAAAACAUCACGAAUCACUUUUGCCAAUUUCAACAACAAUAGAUUUUACAAACUUUCUUAUGACGUAAAUAGAAAGAAAUUCUGUCUGUUGUAAGUAGCACCAUCUUAUUUUAUGAACUUACACGGCCUUAUAUAAAUAAUGAAGCCGUGUUAAUUUUAUGUAGCCAUGUUUUUCAAUUUUUGGCCGCAAUAACACGGCCAACACGGCCCUCUAGCUAAGAUCCUGUGCUGAUGAUGUUCAAGGCCAUCAGUGGUUCCUCAUCCAGGAUUCGUUUUCAUAGCAAACUUGAUUAUUUAAAUUUUUUUUUUUUUUUUCUCAGCCACAUACAAACCACAUAGGUACUGUAUGCGCUGCUCUUGCUAUCUGCAUAUUUUACUUAAUUUAAUAGAAAAGUCAUAUGAAUAUAUGAAUAUAUGAAUGCUAGGAAAAGUUCAAACCAAGUGACUUUUGUACAAACUUGUUUAGAAAGUAUAUGCAAUUCAUUAAAAAAAAGUUUAUGUUCAGCAAUAAAGUUUAUGUUCAGCUUCGUCUAAAAUAUUUCUGAAUUUACUGAGUUUACUUGUACAUCAUCACAUGUAUCAUUUGAUUGGAGGAAACGUUUUUUCUCACGUGUGAGAAAGUUUGUUUCGCUUUCCUGACUGGCUUAUACAGUAUGUGUUGUGAAGCGAGUUUUUGUAUAAGUAAAUCCAUUCGUAAAACUCGUUAUCUAUGCAAUAAUUUUUUUUCUACAUUUGUGUUACUUAAUUAAAGUUAAAAAUCAUCUUUGGACAUUAUUGGUGUACCGGUACUGUACAAUGUAUAUCACAAAAAAUAUGACAAAAUGAUCCACGAAAAGGACUAUUAAUAUUGCUAUAGUGUUACUAAGAUAUGUCAGUACUUCAUUGCGUACACCCUGUAUUUCAAAAAAUGGAUUCAUUCAAUUGCCCUGGCUAUAUUCAUGCAUCUUUGCAAACAAAAGUCAAUAAAUAUGAAUAUGACUAGAACAUGUUAUGCAGAUGCACAUAUUUUUUCAUUGUUAGAGGUUCCUCUGGAACACGAUGUCUCAGAUGAAGAAGAAGCUGAAGAAAAGGACGCAGUAGUUUCGCCGAUCUCACCAAUCUCACCUGUUGCACCUAUCUCACCAAUUUCACCAAACAAUCAAGCUUCAGAUGAUGAGGAUGGGAGUGACAUGGAAAUAGAUGAAGAUGUAGGGAAUACUGAACAAGCAGAUGACGGUGAACAAGCAGAUGAUGGUGAACAAGCAGAUGAUGGUGAACAAGCAGAUGAUGGUGAACAAGCAGAUGAUGGUGAACAAGCAGAUGAAGGUGAACAAGCAGAUGGUGGUGAACAAGGAGAGGAGAAAAAAAUUCUAGACAAGAAACAUUCUACAGCAAGUUCACCAAGAGAAGACCAUACACAGUCUGAUGAUGAAAAGUUGAAUGACUUGAACAAAGAAAAGACAGAUGAAGUUGAUGAUGUCACAGAUGAAGUUAAAUCACAAGACAAGCAGGAAACAAAUGAAGUGGACAGAACUGAGAGUCCUUCACUUGAAAAAGAAAGUAAAACAUCUUCCGCAAAAGUCCAAGCAGACAGUGAAGCCGCUGAAACACUUAACGAUCAAGGCAAGGACGAUGAAAAUGAGGGUGGUUCAUCUAGUAAGAACAAUUCCUUGGAGGAGAAUGAUUUGAUGAACAUCACAGAGAUAAGUGAUCUUUCUGUAGACUUGACUGGUGAUGAAGCGGCCAUUGUUGAAGAUAUCUUACAAAAUGUUGGUGAUGGUGAAUUGCUUUCUGGUGAGCAGAGUGAAGAAAAACCUGCUGCUGAAGACCAGGAAGAAAUUUCAGGUAAAUAUUACAUCAAAUUUACCGGAGAUGGAUGAUCUUUCUUGGGCAUGGCAAACGCACAGAGCAUGUGUGUAUGUACAGUUCAGCAUUGGAUGAGCUGACACAAAAAGAUGAUGUUUUGUUGCAGAUGUUUUAACACACAACGAACAUGUGAUGAUUUGUUUGUUAGUAUGCUAUUCUAGCUAUAUUAGCCAGUAUUCGGAUCAGUGUGGUCAGCAAUCGGCAAAUUGCACAGCAAAAGCACUGUGUUAUUCUGCACGGACAUUUUGACCAAUCAAAUAAAAUACACAGUUUUCAUUUAAGGUAAAGCCGUAAAGGUAUAUUAAUUUAUUUGAUUAAUACUGUUUCAAAAAACAUAAAAGUAACCGAAUUACAAGCAACAAAAUCAAGUCACAAGUUUAUGGUAUCAGACGUCACAUGCAGAAAAUUAGAAAACAAUAACCGUGGGACCAAGAAUUUUUCGGUUCCAUGAAUCGUUUGAACUGCUUAUCAUCAGCUAAAUAAUGUGAUGAUUGAUCAUGCGGGAAGUGAUUGACAUGAGCUAUAUCAGUGUAAAUAUUGAAAAGCUGGUAAACCAUUAUUAGCCAAUGUCCUAGCAACUUCACAGUUGAUUGUUUAUUUGCCAGACCCAAGCAAGAUUGUUACAAAUAAAUCCACACUGAUUUGGAUAGCUUCGCCUGUAUAUAAACUUAGACAGAUGUCGAGAGCCAUUUUCUAGAAAGAAAGGCAAUUUAAAAGAAAAGUUUCCUGCUACGUGCGUCAAGCCACAAAAUAUACUUGGUUUUCUUUGCUGGACAUGAAAACUACUGCUCAAAUUGCAUUCAUUUGUGGUCGGGAUUUUGACCUACAAAAUUUUAUGAUAUUCUAUUUGUCAUUGUUGAUACUACAGUAUCUACUAAUGUAUACACUGUCAGGUCUUAUAGUUCAUUUUUGUUCCAUCGUUUCAUGUAGAAGAGAAAUCUCACAAAGCUUCCAAGGAUAAUGAUGAUGAUAAUGAAGAGUAAGUUUGAAAAAAGCCAUGUUACACGUCCACGAGUCUAUUUCCCUGGAUUCCUGGAAACAUUGCAGACUGCACUGAGAUGUCAGACGAAUUAUGCUUGUCACAUGAUGCCAUACUUUGUGUAUCUUUGUGAAAACUAGAAGCUGCUUUGCACAAUUUCCUAUUAUAAACAGGUUGCAAACUAGGAGGGUUAAAUGAGGAAACAUUGCUUGCAAAGUAAUGAUUGGUGAUAAUGAUGAUGUCAUGUAUUUACUGUAUAGUGUACAUUUUGGAUAUUUUAGGCCAGCUGGAGGCACUGGGGAACUUAUUAAUGAUAUUUUUGGAUCAAGCGAUGAAGAUGAUGAAGACUUUGAAGUAAGUACUGAAAUUCUUAGGAAAAAUAUUCACACGCUUGUUUCACAGAGACGUAUAUUGAACGAUAUUCAUGAGCUUCGUGAAAAAGUAUAAAAAAGAUCUUCGAUGUUUCAAGUGAACGUCAAGUGAACGUCCUUUGUCUGGAAAGCUCUUCUUCUCUGGAGAGCUUUUCUUCUGUGGAAAGCUCUUCUUCUUAAGCUUGUGAAAUAAUGAUUGAGCAUACUGUAGGAAUAAGUUCUUUGUAUGAUUGCAUGGCGAUAAAAAUAUUAUUAGCACUGAUGAAGAUCCGGGCUUACGGAUCGAAAGCUUUGCAGUAAUAAAUUUACGUGGUGUUUCCACAAACAGAACUAUUAUAUUACAUCCUGUAGGAGUUACUUAAAAUUGAAAUUUAAACCUAAAACAUUACUAUACAGGGCUUGAAAUAACGUUCCCAAAGUUCCCGAUCAUGGUGAUCGGCUGUCAUGACUUUCCCUGCUUUUCAGGUUGGAAACCCUGCUUUUCCGCAGAUCAGAAGCAAUUUCUUGCCGAUCAUUGAUCGGUGGUCGGCUGUUAUUUCAAGCCCUGGUAAUGUCCGUGUUCAAUUUGUAGGGAUUUGAAGAUGAUGAAUUACAUGGGAAGACGAAAAUUAAGAAAAAGACUAGAGUAAAACAGGAGAAGAAAGGAGGUUGGUUUUAAUAAAUUUCAAAUUCUUCUCUUCCAGUUUAUCAGAGGUUUUGGUGUUCCCACCGCAACUGGGGUUGGAUUCCUACAAUAUGUAUGCCGUUGUCUGAUUACGAUUUCAUCCCAGUCGCAUGUAAGAAUAGUGCUCCCAUUUUCACUUCCAAACCCCGCAAGUACUCUAGUUUCCAGGGCAGGAAAAAAUAAUUUUCUUCCUGGGAGUACAACCUGAAGACAAGAAUUUCCUGCAGACCAACGGAGUAUUUUUGUGUUAAAUGUGCAUGUGCAUAAACAUAUAGUGUUCUAGCUAACCAUGGUUUUCAAUUCAAGGAAUAAUGUCUGUCAACCAUACUGUAUGUUGUUGCGCCCAUAGUGGGGCAUGGGUGUUAAGGUUCAAAUUUUCAAUAACAAGUCUUCAUUCAAAGGAAUUUUCUGCAGCUGUUUAACAUUUCCGCCUAUUUUCCCCACUCCUGCUAGUCUCCUUCUGUAGUAACAAUGGAACAACAAGUUGGGCAUUGCUGGACCUUCAAGGAGAACUGUUUAGAACUGAUAGAGUUAUGAUUUCUUCACACUUUAGCCAUUGUGUCUGACGAUGAAGACGAGGCUGAGAAAGCUGAACCUGAAACAGAGACAAAGGCUCCUGAAGAAGAAUCUCUCACCGUACCUCCUCCUCAAGACAGUGAUAGCGAAGAUGAAGAAGGAAAAUCUGGAGUGUAAGAAUUUUCAUAUUUUAUUGACAUGUUUUCACUCGCUACUCUGGUUUAACUAAAUUACUACAAUCCCAUGGGAUGAUUGUGAGGACAAGGUGAGUAGUAUAGGAACU
This is a messenger RNA of Paramuricea clavata, 9591 nucleotides long. Lineage: Eukaryota; Metazoa; Cnidaria; Anthozoa; Malacalcyonacea; Plexauridae. The record is from the annotation of a GenBank genome assembly.